This is a messenger RNA of Thalassophryne amazonica, 5251 nucleotides long. It is a transcript of the gene bcl9, whose product is annotated as BCL9 transcription coactivator. Gene Ontology annotation, cellular component: beta-catenin-TCF complex. Bases 727 to 5208 code for a protein of 1493 amino acids. Lineage: Eukaryota; Metazoa; Chordata; Actinopteri; Batrachoidiformes; Batrachoididae. Gene Ontology annotation, biological process: positive regulation of transcription by RNA polymerase II; canonical Wnt signaling pathway. Gene Ontology annotation, molecular function: beta-catenin binding; transcription coactivator activity. The record is from RefSeq and is a predicted model, not a curated record. The transcript is spliced from 10 exons.
GGUUUUCCCACACCUCGGUGGAAAGUGUCGCUAGCACCUCUCGCCUCCUGGCAACGGGCGCACGCGGGUCCUCCUCCCGGGGACAUCUCACUCCGGUAUCCGUUCGUCUCUGCCUCCGUCCCCGAAGGGCUGGCUAGCAAACCCCCGUCGCGUCUGGCAUUGGCAGACACCGAGCACGUUCUCCAUCGUCAUGGCGAUUUUUUCAGCGCAACAAAAGCGGAUUAUUCACGAUGUUUUCUGGGUGGUGUGAAACCCGCGGAGAAAUAUUGGUUUUUACUCCAUUAUACUCACUGGAGGACCGCCCGUGCUUGGUGAAAAUGAAGAAAGGGACACCAUGUAGCGAACAUGUUCUGCAUUCUUCGGCAGCAGCAAGCAGUGUGAAUGACUUGCGGCUGUAGGGUGUCGUGAGUGGGCCCACUUUUCACGCACAGCCUCCGUGGCUGACUGGGAGGAGUUGAAAGGGGAGCAGACGUCAGUGCCCAGGGGACCCGGAGGCUUGGUUCUCCAUAUGAGGCCCUGCUGUAAGGGCAGGGGGGCUUCUGAGUGUGCCUGAGGGCCGUGAAAGCCCCCUUGUGGGAGUUUCAUAAAUACACACGGCACGAAGACUCCUGGACUAUUGUUUUUUUUUUUUGUUUUUUGUUUUUUUUUUACACUCCUACACACCCACACACAUACAUACACUCACACACACACGCACACUCACACAUAGACAAGGACGUAGAGAGAAUGUUGGAAGUCCAAGAGGAGAGGCCAACGGCGGCAGGUACAGCAGCGACACAUUUCAGCAAGAAGGAAAGAGGGAAGAAAGAGCGAGAGGAGGCCAAGGACGGCCGAGGAAGCCUCUCCAGUAUUGGGAAUCCUGUUCCUGGCUCCAGGAACGUGCGCACAAAAGCGACGCUCACGCACACAGGCAGUCCUCACCAGCUCAUCACUCCACCCUGUUCUGUAGUCCUGGGAGCCCCAUCAAUGCACUCCAAUAGGUUGAAGAACUCUCCAUCCACCAACACACAGAGCCCUAAACCUAAGACGGAGGUCGUACGGUCGCCUCCCGUCAUGUCCCCCUCAACUGCCGCCCAGAUGGACUCUAAACUACCCAAUCAGGGUAAACCAGGGAGCACCGGCAGCCAAUCACAACCCUCACCUUGUGACCCCAAGACCAUGGGUGCCAAAGGGGCUCAGAGUGUGGCAGGGGGCAUGGGUUUGAAGAAUGGCCAGGGCCUGACCUCCGGUCCGAGCUCCAAGGUUAAAGGGAAAAGGGAGAGAAGCACCUCAGGGGAGUCGUACGAACAGCCAGAGAGUGGAACACCCACCAGUGAGGAAAAAGACAGCAGCAGAGUGAAGAGGAUGUGCGUGGCGGAGAGAAGGCAGCCCUACAGCGGAAAGGACUGGUGCUCUGGGGGAGAGAGUGAUGAAGACGACAAAGGAUUCUUCAAUUGUAACUCCAGUGACGUGAAGCCCCAGGACUCUGUCACCCAUUCUACCUCCAAUGCUGGACUCAGUCGCUCCUCCACGCCUUCCCACAAUGCCCUGGGGGGCCAGGGCUCCACGACAGAACCUGCUAGUGGUCAGAAGCCAGGCUCAAAAGUCGUUUAUGUCUUCACCACAGAGAUGGCCAACAAGGCAGCUGAUGCAGUUCUAACUGGCCAUACAGAAAAUAUCAUUGCCUUCCACAUGAAAAACAUCUCCAACAGCAAGGACAAAGCUCACCUCCUGAACAAUGCUGCAGGGGCCCUUCGAAAUGACUCCAAACCUCCCCAGCCUCCCCCUUCCCAUGUUCAAGAUCAGAGCCACCAGCCUGGAUCCAAACCGUCCUUACCCGGUAUGGCAGACUCAACCCCGCCCCAGUCCACAAAUCAAGGGAGCCAGUCUGGUGUUCUUCCACAGGAACGUCCCACAUCUGCAGGCUUAGAGUCCAAAAGUCUCCCUGGCAGUAGUCCCAGUAACAACACAGCACCAGUUGAACAGGCCCCCAUCACCCAACCUGAGGCAGGUCUCAAUCCUCCAACAGCAGGUGAAGGAGGGCCGGGUGGAGGUUCUGGUGUCUCAGGUCUGACACCCCAGCAGCAGCAACAGCAGCAGCAGCUAGCUCAGGAGUUGCUAAUCAUGGAGGCUAAUACAGAGGGGUUAUCCCAGGAGCAGUUGGAGCAUCGCCAGCGUUCGCUCCAGACUUUGCGAGACAUUCAACGUAUGCUUUUCCCUGAUGAUCGUGACGCGCCACCAGCAGGGCCCCCACAGACCCAUGGUGGACCCCAUGAUGGAGGCCCUGAUGGCGCACCUCGAAGGUCUGAGCAGGGCCCCCUGCAGGCUAUGAUAGCACAGUCUCAGAGCCUUGGACCACCAGGAGGGCCAGGAGGCCCUCGCCCUCAAGGUCCUCCUUUUGGCCCACCUCACGGACCAAGGGACAUGCCUCCAUUUCCACAAGAUGAAAUGGGCCCACACAUGGGAGGCCCAGGGGGCUGUGGGGAUGGUGAUCAGAUGACCCCAGAGCAGGUAGCUUGGUUGAAGUUGCAGCAGGAAUUUUAUGAAGAAAAGAGGAAAAAACAGGAACUGCAACAUCGACCACUUCCUCCUGACAUGAUGAUGCACCCCCAUGGUCCACGUGGCAUGAUGCGCGGGCCCCCUCCUCCCUACCAGAUGGGCCCAGGAGAGAUGUGGGUAGGACCAGGUGGUCCUCCAGAACACUAUCAGGAUCGCAUGGGCAUGGGACCUGGCCCCAGGGCUAUGCCUCCACAUAUGCAGAGGAUGCCUGGGUUCUCUGGCAUGAUGAAUCCUGAAAUGGAGGGACCACCAAGACCUGGAAUGGGAUGGCCUGAUGACAUGCCUCCGCGAAUGGGAGAUGCACGGGGUUUCCCUGGAGGACCUGGGGGGAUGUUUGCUGGUCCAGGAGGACGAGGUGAGCGCUUCCCAAAUCCCCAGUCAGUCCAAGAAGCAAUGUUUCACCAAGGCAUAGGUGGAGAGAAGGGCCUCCCUCCUGGGAUGGUGAUGGACAUGCAAAGGAUGAUAGGACAUCAAAGAGGUGGCAUGGAACCUGGAAAUGGCAUGGGUAUGUUUCCCAGAAUGCCCAGUGAGGGUCCUAUUAGUCCAUCAUCUCGGCUUCAAGGAAUGGGAGGCAGAGAAAUGGGCCCUGAAUUUGGUAUGGGGCCUGGCCCUGGGCCAGGACCCCAUAUGCACCCCUCCAAGCUACGUGAUCCCCCAAUGAAUAUGAGUCCUGAUGAGAUGAUGAGAAUGAGAGGAGGUGGUGGACCACCGAUGGACAGUAUGGGUCCACAGAGCAGGCCGAUGCAGGGACCUCCCUUCUCUGAGCAAACACAGCCAGGAGACUUUCCUAUGGGGCCUGGGAGGGCCUUCCCAGGGGGUCCUGGAGGAAUGAGGGGCCCACAUGGUGAACAGGCCUUUGGCCCAGAGCACAGAUCCACACCAACAGGUGGUAAUGGUCGUAUUAACCACCUCCCCUCUAAUGCCGGCCCUUCACAAGGACAGAGGGGCCGCAAGCCAGCAGAUCUGAAUGUUUCGGCAGGAGGCGGCAACUCUCCCAGUGUCAACCCGCUCAAGUCCCCUCCUUUGAGACAAGUACAGUCUCCCAUGAUGGGGUCCCCCUCUGGAAACCUGAAAUCCCCUCAGACCCCAUCCCAGCUGGCUGGAAUGCUCACUGGUCCCACAUGCCCAAGUGCCCCACCAGCACCUCCAACUUCAGCGCCAAUGAAGUCCCCCCACUCCAUGAUGGGUUCUGCAGGUGCUUCUCCUGUUCAUAUGAGGUCCCCUUCACUUCCUAACCCUUCUCCAGGAUGGGCCUCCUCACCAAAACCACCCAUGCAGAGUCCUGGAGUACCACCCCAGGGUGGCAAGCCCCCCCUCAGCAUCACCUCGCCAAACAUGAUGGUGAACAUGGAUCAAGGUGGUAAUGGUCCUCCUUCAGCACCUCCUUCAUCAGGGGCCCCAUCUGGCUCCAUGUCCCUCCCAGGCAACGUUCCAUCCGGCAGUCCGUACACCAUGCCCCCCGAGCCAACGCUAUCACAGAAUCCUCUCUCCAUCAUGAUGUCGCGCAUGUCUAAGUUUGCGAUGCCAAGCUCCACCCCACUGUACCACGAUGCCAUCAAGACUGUGGCCAGUUCUGAUGAUGACUCGCCUCCAGCUCGAUCCCCCAACCUGCCUUCCGUCAACAAUAAUGGUAUGGCCAUGAAUCACCAAGGCAAUCCGCGUAUGAUGGGACCUGGUAACGCUGGGCCAAUGCCUGCCCUCAGCCCUCUGGGUAUGAAUCCCAUGGGUUCGCAGCCCCUCUCUCAUGGCAUGCCUCCACAGAUGCCCUCUCCAAAUGCCCCCAAUAUGGGCCCAGGCAUGAUGCCACACAGCAUGAUGAUACCACCAAAUCCCCAAGACCCUGGUAUGGCAAAUCCCCAAAUGAUGCCACAGGGGCGCAUGGGUUAUCCUCAUCGAGGCCAAGGAUAUCCACUCACUCAGUCUCCGUCACAGCAAGGCGCUUUCUCGCCCCACAAUGGUCCUGGGCCUCAAGGAUUCCCUGGCCAUCCCAUGGGCUUCCAGGGAGAAGGAGGACCAAUGGGAGGACGAAUGGGGAACAUGCCUCAUGGGGGAGGGGGUGAUGGUGGUAUGUGCAAACCCAAUACCCCUGGUGGGCCAGAAUUCAACAACAUGCAAGCUGGAUUCAGUGAAGCAGACCUUCAUGAGGUGAUGCGGCCUGGAGCAUCUGGAAUUCCUGAGUUUGAUCUGUCUAGGAUAAUUCCAUCAGAGAAGCCAAGCCAGACUUUGUCUUAUUUCCCCCGAGGAGGAGGAGACAAUCCUGGGGGUAAACCUCCACAUCCUUCAGGCUUUCCCAUGCAGGGCAUGAUGGGUGAUGGACCACCAAGGAUGGCGAUGUCCAUGCAGGGAAUUGGGGGGAUGCCAGGGGGACCUGGUGGGGGAAUGGGCCCCCAAGACAUGCCAAUGGGCAACCCUGGUCAUAACUCACUGCGGCCGCCAGGAUUCAUGAGUCAAGGCAUGAUGGGCCCCCAGCACCGAAUGAUGUCACCUGGUGGGCCGGGAGGGAUGAUGCAGGGGAGACAAAUGGCACACCCAGGCCCUGGGGGUUCACCUAACAUGAUGAUGUCACUGCAGGGCAUGGGUGGCCCCCCACAGCAGACAAUGAUGAUGGGGGGUCAGAUGAGGCCACGUGACAUGGACAUGGGGUUCAGUCCAGGCCCCGGAAUGUUCUAAUUCAACAGAAACCUUGUAUGUAGAAUGUUCUUGACAAUACACA